This is a messenger RNA of Dioscorea cayenensis subsp. rotundata (Guinea yam), 1774 nucleotides long. RefSeq names its product protein FIZZY-RELATED 2-like. Gene Ontology annotation, molecular function: ubiquitin ligase activator activity; anaphase-promoting complex binding; protein binding. Bases 47 to 1507 code for a protein of 486 amino acids. The record is from RefSeq and is a predicted model, not a curated record. Lineage: Eukaryota; Viridiplantae; Streptophyta; Magnoliopsida; Dioscoreales; Dioscoreaceae. Gene Ontology annotation, cellular component: anaphase-promoting complex. Gene Ontology annotation, biological process: positive regulation of anaphase-promoting complex-dependent catabolic process; anaphase-promoting complex-dependent catabolic process; positive regulation of ubiquitin protein ligase activity. The transcript is spliced from 10 exons.
AAAAGUCCGGGAAACAUCGAAGUUCCGAGUAGAAGAAGGAGUGGCCAUGGAUCCCAGCUCUCUAAUGGAUCCAAAACCUAGCCUUUCUUCUCCUUCUCCUUCUCCUUCUCCUUCUCCGAUACCUUCUCCGGCCUCCGGCGGUGCCCAUCGAUCGUUCUCCAAGAUGGUCGGAACUCCGCAGCGCUUCAUCUAUAGCGACCGCUUCAUCCCCAGCCGUGCCGGAUCCAACUUCGCCCUUUUCGACCUCACCGAUACCACUCCUGCUCGUGAGGACUCCUCCAGCACCUACAACACGCUCCUCCGUUCCGUCCUCUUCGGCCCUGACCAUGUCUCCGUCGUUCCCCCCUCUACUCCCGAUCGCUCCGCCUCUUCCCCGUCAGUUUCCUCCUCAUCUACUCCCUCCCCUGCGUCUUCCACUCCUGGUCGGAAUAUUUUCCGAUUUCGAUCGGAGAUCCCCCGCCGAUCUCUUUACCAUGCCUUUGAUGAUGAGUUGCCCGGGUUUGUGCCUCCCCAACCCAAAGCGCCCAGGAAGGUUUCUCGAUCGCCUUACAAGGUGUUGGAUGCACCGGCAUUGCAGGACGAUUUCUAUUUGAAUCUCGUUGAUUGGUCUUCUCACAAUGUGUUGGCUGUGGGUUUGGGCAAUUGCGUCUAUCUCUGGAAUGCUUGCAGCAGCAAGGUGACUAAGCUCUGUGAUUUGGGUGAGGAUGACAGUGUCUGCUCGGUUGGAUGGGCACAGAGAGGCACUCAUCUUGCUGUUGGAACUAAUUUGGGGAAAGUUCAGAUAUGGGAUGCAUCACGUUGUCGGAGGAUAAGAACCAUGGAUGGCCAUCGUUACCGAGUUGGAGCUCAAGCCUGGAGUUCUUCUGUGUUAUCUUCUGGUAGCCGGGACAAGACAAUUCUUCAACGUGAUAUUCGUGCUCAAGAAGAUUUUGUUAGCAAGCUUACUGGGCAUAAGUCAGAGGUCUGUGGGCUGAAGUGGUCGUAUGAUAAUCGGGAGCUUGCAUCUGGUGGAAAUGAUAACAGACUUUUUGUGUGGAACCAACAUUCCACUCAACCUGUACUCAAGUAUUGUGAGCACACAGCAGCUGUAAAGGCUAUUGCUUGGUCUCCACAUCUUCAUGGGCUUCUUGCUUCUGGAGGUGGAACAGCUGAUCGGUGCAUUCGGUUCUGGAAUACAACCACAAAUUCACACUUAAGCUCCAUGGACACCGGAAGUCAGGUCUGCAAUCUUGCAUGGUCUAAGAAUGUGAAUGAACUUGUCAGCACCCAUGGGUAUUCCCAAAACCAAAUUAUUGUAUGGAGAUAUCCAACCAUGUCAAAGCUGGCAACACUCACUGGCCAUUCAUACAGAGUCUUGUACUUGGCUAUCUCGCCUGAUGGACAGACAAUCGUCACUGGUGCUGGAGAUGAGACGCUCAGGUUCUGGAAUGUGUUCCCAUCCCCUAAAUUUCAGAACACUGGCAGUGAAAUUGGAGCAUCGUCUCUUGGUAGAACUCAAAUCCGGUGACAUGUAAAAACAACUAAAGCAUUGAGAUCCUCCAUUUUGUUGUCCCUGUUGCCCUAUUUAAUGUUUUGCUCAGCAUCCUCUGAAUUAUGGCGACUUUAGGCGGCCUUUAGUUAUCUAUAUGUUGAAUGUAAAUAUAUCACGUACGGUUGAGAAAAGUUCAAUACUUGUUGGUUGUUACAUUAUUGAAUUGCCGAAAGUUCUAAAAUGAACCACAUGUUCCGUAUAAUAAAUUAAGCUUUUUUUUUAAUCAAUAUCUUUUUUUUUUUC